Molecule: messenger RNA, 1905 nt
Organism: Lachnellula hyalina
Lineage: Eukaryota; Fungi; Ascomycota; Leotiomycetes; Helotiales; Lachnaceae
Gene: ARB1
Product: ABC transporter ATP-binding protein
Exons: 3
Coding region: 1-1905 (634 amino acids)
Molecular function (GO): ATP hydrolysis activity; ATP binding
Source: RefSeq, a predicted model, not a curated record
AUGGUUUCUGCAUCAAAAGCUGCUCGCGAUGCCAAGAGAGCCGCCGAUGGCAAGGUUCCCAAGAAGACUGUCGCCUCUCGAUCCAAGGCGGGGUCGAAAACCGCUUCAGGCGCCUCCUCGGUCGCCGGUGACGAUACCCCCCCUCUUCUCGACGCCGAUGGAAAUCCUCUCCCCGAAAGUGAACAGCCUGCAGCUGCAAAGAGGCAGGAUGAAGUGAAGAGACUGGCGGACCAGAUGGACAAGCACGGUCUCUCUGAUCGUGUUACAACUGGUGUUCUCAGCUCCCUCAAGCAGAGCCGAGAUGUCAAGAUCACUUCUUGCUCCUUGGUCUUCCACGGCCGAGUCCUCAUCAGCGAUACCACUCUCGAACUCACCUACGGCCGCCGAUACGGUCUCCUCGGUGAGAACGGUUGCGGCAAAUCUACCCUCUUGAAGGCUAUCGAUAAGCGCGAGUAUCCUGUACCAGAACACGUCGACAUCUACUUACUCAACGAGGGUGCUCCUCCAAGCGAGUUGGGCGCCUUGGAAUGGGUCGUCAAAGAGGCCGAGAACGAGAUGGAGAGACUCGAUAGACAAGCGGAACAGAUUCUGGAGGAUGAUGGACCAGAGUCCCCCGUCUUGAUGGAUAUCUACGAGCGCAUGGAAACCAUGGACCCUUCUACUUUCGCCACCCGUGCUUCCCUUAUUCUCACCGGUCUCGGAUUCAACAAGAAGACAAUCACAAAGAAGACCAAGGACAUGUCUGGAGGAUGGCGUAUGCGUGUGGCCUUGGCAAAGGCUCUCUUCGUCAAGCCCUCUCUUCUCCUUCUCGAUGACCCCACAGCACAUUUGGAUCUCGAAGCUUGCGUGUGGUUGGAAGAAUACCUCAAGAAAUGGGACCGUACCCUAGUUCUCGUUUCCCAUUCUAUGGAUUUCCUUAACGGUGUCUGCUCGAACAUGAUCGAUAUGCGUCAAAAGCAACUCAUCUACUAUGGUGGUAACUACGAUUCAUACUCGAAGACUCGUUCUGAGCAGGAGGUAAACCAAAUGAAAGCUUACCAGAAGCAACAAGAUGAAAUUGUUCACAUCAAGAAAUUCAUCGCUUCCGCCGGUACCUAUGCCAAUUUGGUUAGGCAAGCAAAGUCUCGACAAAAGAUUUUGGACAAGAUGGAGGCAGAUGGUUUCAUUCAAAAGGUUGAUGAGGACCGUGUCUUCACCUUUAGAUUCGCCGAUGUCGAGAAGCUUCCUCCUCCAGUUCUGUCCUUUGACGACGUUACCUUUUCCUACUCCGGUAACACCAAGGAUGAUCUGUAUAGACAUCUCGACCUUGGUGUUGAUAUGGACUCCCGAACAGCCUUGGUUGGACCCAACGGUGUUGGAAAGUCUACCCUUCUCCGCCUCAUGACCGGCAAGCUGUCGCCCACUGGAGGACAGGUUUCUCGCCACACCCACUUGAAGAUGGGUGUCUACAGUCAACAUUCUUCUGAGCAGUUGGAUUUGACAAAGUCAGCUCUCGACUUCGUCCGUGACAAGUAUUCCGAUAAGUCCCAGGAUUACCAAUACUGGAGACAACAGCUUGGCAAGUAUGGUCUCAGUGGAGAGUCCCAGACUGCUUUGAUGGGCACCCUUUCCGAAGGUCAAAAAUCCAGAAUUGUGUUUGCUCUCUUGGCUAUCGAUGCCCCCAACAUGUUGUUGUUGGAUGAGCCUACCAACGGCUUGGAUAUCCCCACGAUCGACUCUUUGGCAGACGCCAUCAAUGCAUUCACUGGCGGUGUUGUUGUCGUUUCUCACGAUUUCAGAUUGCUUGACAAGAUUGCAAAGGACAUUAUGGUGUGUGAGCAUCAAUCAAUCCAUCGAUGGGAUGGAACGAUUGGAGAGUACAAGGAUCAUCUCAGGAAGAAGAUGAUGGCGGCUGGUGCAGUCUAG